This is a messenger RNA of Andrographis paniculata, 3985 nucleotides long. RefSeq names its product probable WRKY transcription factor 21. The coding region runs from base 1184 to 2233 and encodes 349 amino acids. Gene Ontology annotation, molecular function: sequence-specific DNA binding; DNA-binding transcription factor activity. NCBI's taxonomy places the organism in Eukaryota, Viridiplantae, Streptophyta, Magnoliopsida, Lamiales, Acanthaceae. The record is from RefSeq and is a predicted model, not a curated record. The transcript is spliced from 6 exons. Gene Ontology annotation, biological process: regulation of DNA-templated transcription.
AAAGAAUCAAGAUGUAAGAGGCGAUAUUUUUUGGAUGCCAGAGAUGACGGGUUUUAUAACUUCCGUUACGGGGGAUUUCAAGCGUCGUGUACGUGUGCGGUCGCUGGUCGGUGCUUGAUUCGCUUUUGGAACUUCAGAGAUGGAGCAGAUCUGAUGUGGCUCCAAAGUGGGUGGGGGAGCUAUUCAUUGGAUGAUGGUGAUGCUGGUCGGAGUCGGAUUAUGAGAUGAUAAGGAUAGAUCAAGAAGUUGAGCAGCGCAGGUCACAGAAGACAUAAGAACAAAUUAUUCAAUUAUUGAUUAUAUAAAUACAGGAAUUGUAGCCAAGAUGCUCCUGCUGGCUAAAGGACAAGAUACAAGUCUUGAAAGUCUUGCCUUGGAAGAAGCAAAAGCGUCGCGGCAAUAGAAAAUCGAUUAAAAAUUAUUCUUUCACUCUAGAUGGUCCUGUGAGCUGAAAUCCCGGACUAGUAUCGGGUACACAGCCCACUCCAUGAACUGUUAUUCCGGUGCGGGGCUCCUGGCGUUUCCAAGAAUCAUACAAUUUUAUUAUUGCUGACAGGUUCAGGAGCGGACCCCACUUUGAAAUCUGCGACAGAGACGGCAGUUUCACUUCUGGAAUAGUGUUCUGGAGUGGCUCUAUAAAAGCUUCAACGAGUGCGAUUCUGUUAAAAAUUUUCCUGGCCUGUCUCAAGUCUCCAGCCGGACGUAAGGAAAACCCACAAGUCUUCUCCUUCAUACUUCCCAAUCCAUUAUCAUUCUUUAUGUCGCGUUCACCUAAGAAAGUUGAAGUUUUUUCACCCUAAAACCUUCACUCUUGUGAAGCUUGUAUUCUGUAGUCCGGUUUUGAUGCAGCACUUUUGUUUUUCCUGUUCCUGGCAUCUUCUUGGUUGCUCUGAGGCAAUGAGUUCUUAUAGCUUGAAUGAUGUCCUGUGCGUGCUUAAAGAAGUCCCAUUUGGAGUUUGCCAGAAAUAGGAGUUUUUGUUGGGUGGGUUUCCAGGUUUUCUCGCUCUUUAUUUUUAGUUGUAUAUUUUGUCUCCUGGGAUAGUUGGAAAUUUGUUGGACUCAGUAGGUUUCAUUUAUUUCUAUUUUAAAAACUUUUCUCCUCCCGUGCCUGUGUACUUGAAUAUGGUCUGUUAGGCCUUUCUCUGGUUAGCUGUUAUAUGUUUAUGUGUUGGUGUUGAGAUAAAUGGAGGAGAUUGCAAAGGCAAAUAGUGCAGCUGUUCAAAGCUGCCAUAGAGUUAUUAGCAUCUUAUCUCAACCACAAAACCAGCAUCAGUGUAGGAAUCUAUCAGCGCAAACAGGAGAAGCUGUGCAUAGCUUCAAGAGAGUUGUUUCUCUUCUUAGUCCUGGCUGUGGGCAUGCCAGAGUUAAAACACACAAGAAAUUUCACACCCCUUUGCCCCAACAUAUGUUCUUGGAAAAUCCUAUCGUUGAUCAGGAGCAGCAGCCAGAACGGCCCCUCCAACUCCUUCCAAUUAACCCUGUUGAGAGCGAGAGCAAGAGCAAGAGCAAUCCACCUCAAGAACUCGCAUCUGUUGCUCUCACAUUGGGGAACUCUUCUUUAGAAGGUAAAAAUCCUCACAUGCCUCAAAGAACCCUGCUGCCCAAUUACCAUUUUCUCCAGAGACAACAUCAGCAGAGGCUUCAGCUUCAGAUUCAGAUUCAGCAGCAGGCUGAAGCUAUGUACCGUCGGAGUAACAGCAGCAUUAGCCUGAAUUUUGACAGCUCCACCUGCACUCCAACCAUGUCGUCCACUAGGUCUUUUCUCUCCUCUUUGAGCAUGGAUGGGAGUGUUGCUAAAUUGGAUGGAGGAAGCAGUAACCCCUUCCGGUUAAUGGGUGCCGCUCGCUCUGCUGAUCAGGGCUCUUAUCAUCACAAGAGGAGAUGCACUGGAACAGGAGAGGGUGGGAGUGCCAAGUGUGGAGGCACUAAUGGUGGUAAAUGUCAUUGCGCUAAGAAGAGGAAGCACAGGAUCAAACGGGUUGUCAAAGUUCCAGCUAUUAGUAACAAGGUGGCUGAUAUCCCGCCAGAUGAAUACUGCUGGAGGAAGUAUGGUCAGAAACCUAUCAAAGGUUCUCCUCAUCCCAGGGGAUACUACAAAUGCAGCAGCAUGAGAGGCUGCCCCGCAAGGAAACAUGUGGAGAGGUGCUUAGAAGACCCUGCAAUGCUUAUUGUCACAUAUGAGGGCGAGCAUAAUCACCCAAGGCUGCCUUCACAAGCACCAGCCAACACAUGAAUAUUUUAGCGUCGGGAUCAUGUCAACUACAGGUACUCAGCACCCUAAAUUCCUCUGAAAUAUGUUGAAUUGCUGCUGGUGUAUAUAUGUUGAUUGUUUAACCUGAGGAGGGGAUGGUAUUCAAGUCAAAUCUUCAAUAUUUUUGAAACUCUCCAUUUCUAGGCAAUGGUAGAAAAGAAACUAGCUAGUCUAAGUUGUGUGGUUUCCUAGAUUGUAAUUUGUAAGGGAAAUAGCUCCAUCAUCAGUUCUCUCUGAAAGAAAAAUUAGAAGCCUCAGUUACUACCCUAUUCUGUUGUGUUCACUUCGUCUAUGCAUUACUGACUAAGAAGAAGGUUUCAAUUUUCACACUUUACUCAUUCCUUGAAAGGUAUGUUUUCCAUUAAAGAAAAAUAAAUGGUGCAGUACACAAACAUUAGCUGGAAUGGUUGUUGAUGAACCUUUUUUUGUUUCUUUCUUUUCUUUUCAUUCUAGAACAGCAAAACCCAUUACCUUUUCUGGUUUGGACAAUAUGUCCAUUGUGAAUGAAUUAUCAUGGAAUCUAUUCACUCCCUUCUUUUGUUCUGAUUCUAAUUUGAUGUGGAUGCGAUUCCUUCUGCCAAAAACAUGACCAUUUUUGUCCAAAAUAAAUAAGAAAAAAAGGGUUGGCUCUCGAUAUCUAGAAAUCUGCAUAAACAAGUGUCAUUGUAAAGAAUGAGUACAACAGCUAAUGAUUAUUAUAUAUUGUACAAAGGCAAUGAGUGAUUGAGCGAGUGAGAGAGAUGGAGAUCUUCAUCGUCGUCAUCAUCAUCCAUUAUAAUGUUAUAUUGGUGCUAAAAAACUGACACUUACCAGUGUUGGUGAUGCUUUGUUAUUUAUAUCAGUGGAUGACACGUAUGAUGCAAUACUUUGGCGGCUAUGUUUGCGUCUUAAUUACUGCUUACUCUGACAAAAUCAAAUUUCAUUACCACCUGCAUGCCUUAGUUGAUUAUACCAAUAGGGUGUGUAUGGAUUUGUAAUUACUAGCUUUUCAAAGGAGAUUGUUGCGUAUAUAUUUUUUGAAUAUUUAGUAUGAUAUGAUAAUUUUAUUGAUUGUUUUGGGGUUAUAUGUCAAUUAUUGCUGUAUACAAAGCUGCAUGAUUCACUAAUAACACAUUCUAUUCUCAGCCAGUUUGUUAUUUUUUAUUUUUAUUUUUAACAAGGUUUUAAUAGACGCUUAAUAUCAAUGAUACUUGAUAUUUAACAAUACUAAGUAGAUCGCUGUUAAAGAUAUGCUAAUUUUGUUUACUAUUAAUGGUUGGUUAAUUAAUUAGAUUAAUGAUUACUGUUUUAUUUAUUUAUCGUUAUCGUUUUCAUUUCAACCUUCAAUAUUACAGCACAUCCAAUGUGGCAAUUCAUAAAUGGAUAGUUUCAGCACCCAAUUAUAUUAUUAUUCUAUGAGAGGAUUCUGGUGCGUUUGGUAACAUCCCACAAUCUGAUAUCUGUCUCUUUCAUUGCACUGCACUCAUUAUCUUCCAAUACUUGGUGCUUAACUUAGUUAUUUUCAACGCUGUACCCGAAACUUUGAAAUUUUAAACCACCUAGUCAAAUAAAUAAUAGCCUAAAAUAGAGUAGUAAAACUUUGUAGUAGUUUGAUCCAGUCUUUUAAGAGUAUUGCCUAAAUAAGCAUAUAGAUGGUCGGCUCCGUUUAUAUAUAUGUUUUGAGGAAUAUUUGAAAUUUGGAAAUGCUUAGAUUGUGAAUUUGAUGAUGAUAAGGUAAUUUUGAUAAAGUCCAAA